Caenorhabditis angaria is the source of this 2229-nucleotide messenger RNA. The record is from the annotation of a GenBank genome assembly. NCBI's taxonomy places the organism in Eukaryota, Metazoa, Nematoda, Chromadorea, Rhabditida, Rhabditidae.
AUGAAUAGCAGUUUGAGAAGCAAUCCUGCUUUUCAAAGAUUACUUGAGCAAAAUAAAUCUGGUUUGCCAACAGGAGCAUUAUCAUCUUAUGCACAACAAUGUGCAAAUAUGAUUCGAGAUAAUCGAGAUCAAGAAAAAAGAGCAAUUGCUGAUCUCAACAAUCGAUUGGCGAGAUAUAUUGAAAAAGGUAUAAUAAAAAUGUUUUUUUUAUUAUAAUUAUAUAAAUUUUUGUCAAUGUUUAGGUUCGAUUUCUUGAAGCACAAAACCGUAUUUUGAGAAGUGAUAUUGAUCUUUUCGGAAAAGCUGCACAACUUCAUGGAGCAAAAGUUUCGGUAUAUUAUGAAAGUGAGAGAAAAUCACUCGGAACAUUAUCACUCGAACAAAAAACCAAGAUUCAAUCUGCUGAACAAACAAUCAGAAAAUUGACACCAGAAAUUGCCAGUAUACAAAGAAGUUUGCAAGAUAUCAAAACUGGUCGUGGACAUUCAAAAAAAGAUAGACAUGAUCAAAUGAAAAAAUUGUCGAAUCUUGAAGCCGAGGUAAACUAUAAGAAUUCAGAUCUCAUUCGAAAACCAUAUAUUUUUAGAAUGCAUACAUCAAACGAUUGAUCACCGACUCUGAAAAUGAUAAAAUGGUUGUGAACAAUGAAAAUAGUGUCAUCAAAAGUGAAAUCAGAAAAAUCCAAGCUCUCCGUGACAAACAACGAAGUGAAGGUGCAAACAUCAACAAAAAUAUGAGUGAUCAAAUUAGACGAGUCAAUGAAUUGAUUACAUCAAAUGAAAUUCAAAUUCGUGAAGAAAUUGCGAAUGCUAGAAGAAAUACAACUGAAAAUAACAGUGUUUACUUCCAUAAUGAACUACAAUCUGCUUUGAGAGAUGUUCGAGAACAAUUUGACAAGGUAUGUAAUUCAAAACUUGAUGUUAUUUAAAUUGAGACGAUUGUAUUCCAGGACUCUCGAAUCCAUAGAAACGAAUGGGAAAGCUGGUACCAACAAAAAAUCAUUACCAUCAAGAAAAAUUCAGAAAACUUCACACAAGGACAAUCAAACGCUAGAGUGAGUUUGAUUAAUUUUUAUUUGAUGAACAUCAAAAAUGUUUCAGGAAGAAAUCAUUCGUAUUCGCAAUCAAUAUAAUGAUCUGAAAAAGAAAAUCAUUGACAUCGAGAGUGAAGUAAGUUAAAAAUGAUUUUCAAGAACCUCAUCUGAGAUAAUAAUUUUUGUAGAAUGUCAAAUUGUCAAAAGUCAUCGAGGAGAUUCACUUCCAAUCCGCAGAAGCAGAAAGAUUAUUCGAGAGUUCUCUAACAGAAAGAGAAGCGGCUAAUCAAAAAAUGCGUGAUGAAUGCACCAGAUUAUCCCUUCAGUUGGAUAAAUUAUGCGACAAUCACACGGUAUUUUCAUCUGAAAGAGAACGAAAUCUCCAAAAAAAAAAACGUUUUAUUUUCAGAACUUGCAACAAGAAAUCGCCCAUUACAAAAAACUUAUUGAAUCUGCUGAAUACCAUACUUCAUCGAGCAAUGUUUUAAUAGAAAGUUCAGUUCCAGUCGUCAGACUUACGUCUUAUCACAGCCACGGAGAAGCAUUGAAUAUCAAUCGAACUGAGCCAAGUUAAUACAUUUCCAUUUGUUGUUUUUGUCACUUCAAUUUUCCUCAAUUAUGUUUUGUGUUUGAUGAAGAAUCAUCCAUUUGUUGUCUAAUAAUACUUUGUUGUUAAAUGUAGUGUAGUUCGUAGAAAAUUAGAUAAAAUUUACAGUUUAUUCACCAUCAUACUCCUCAAAUCAAGCCGAAACUUAUAAGUCACAUCAUAAAGGACAUGUGAAAAUUAGAGUUAGUUGAAUUGAGAAAAAACAUUUUUGAGAACUAUUUUGUUUAGAAAGUUGAACGUGAUGGAACAGCAGUAGUAAUUGAGAACACAAAUGGUGUUGUCUCCCAAGAUAUGGCUAAUUGGAAACUAAUGCAAUAUGAAAAUGGAUCUUUGAAUUCUUGCUAUAUUUUCCCAAUCCCAACUUUCAUCCAACCACUAUCAACAAUCACUGUAAGCAUUAUUUUUGAAAGUGUUUGGUUUGAUUUUUCUUAAUUUUCAGGUAACAACUUCAAAAUCAACAAAUUUGCUGAAUGAAUAUGUUGCCUACUCGGUGGCUUCAUUUGAACUCACAAGAAACUCAAAACUUGUUCUUUGUAAUGAGCUUGAUGAAGAAGUCAGUUGGAUGUCACACUAUUCAUACAAUCAUUAG